AUGGAGGCCAAUACCACGCUGCAGGAGCUCAUUGUCAGCAGCCACCCCGUCAGCUCCGCGGCCGCCGCCGCCUUUGCCCGCGCGCUGGCCGCCAACACCACGCUCCGCAGCCUGGACCUCGGCAACAGGAGCUUUGGGGACGAGGCCCUGGCUGCCUUGGCGCCUGGCAUUGCUGCCAGCUUCUCCCUCAGGCACCUCAACCUGGAGGCCAAGGGUCUGUCGGCGGCAGGGUGCGCCUCACUGGCGGCAGCCAUGGCAGCCCGCAGCGGCGGCGGCGGCGGCGGCCUUCACGAGCUGCUGCUGGGACAGAACAGCCUGGGCGGCGCGGGCCUGGCAGCGCUGCUGGAGGGCUGUGGCGGCGCCUGCAGCAGCGUGCGGCUGCUAGACCUGACCGCAUGCGGGCUGGAAGGCGCCGACGGCGUGCAGCCGCUGGCCGCGGCCCUGAAGCAGGGCGCGCUUCCCAGCCUGCGUGUGCUGCGGGUGGAUGGAAACGAGCUGGGCGCAGAGGGGGCAGCAGCACUGGCGCCCUCGCUGGGAAGCAGCGGCGCGGCGCGCCUGCAGCAGCUGCACAUGCAGCGCUGCUCGCUGGGCCCGCAGGGGGCGGCCUCGCUGACAGCAGCCCUGCCGGGGGGCCUGGCUGUUUUGGACAUGGGCGGCAACGCCCUGAGCUGCCAGGGCGGCGCGGCCCUUGCGGCAGCGCUGGCUGCAGGCGCCGCGCCGCAGCUGUCCAGCCUGCUCCUGUGCGCCUGCGGGCUGGAGGAUGGCAGCAUUGCGGCGCUGGCUGAAGCCCUGGGCAACAGAGGAUCGGCAGAGGGGACGGAGCAGGACGCAGGAGCGGCAGCACCGGGCUUGGCGCUGGAUCUGAGUCGAAACGCAGCAGGCGCGGCAGCGGUAGCGGCCCUGGCCACGGCCCCCCUCUCAGCCCUCUGCUUGCACGACUGCAAGCUUGGCGGCGGCGGCCAGGGCAGCAGCGGCGCGGCGGGCUCGUUGGCCCCGGCUGCGCCGGCACAGCAGCUCGCCACGCCGGGCACCUUCUCCCUCCUGCAAGAGCUGGAUGUGUCUGGCAACAAGCUGGAGGCGGCAGAGCUCCUGCCACUGCUGGAGGCCCUCACCGCCACCGCCGCCACCGGCACCGGCGAGGAUAACUCGAGGCCCUGCCCGUGCCUGCGCCUGCUGGUCAUUGCGGCCAACCCCGGGGCGGCGGAGGAGGCGGUGACGGCAGCCAUUGAGCGGCUGCAAGGGGUGCGGCCGGGGCUGGAUGUGGUGCGGCGCGCGGCUGACACUGGAGAGGGCGGCCUGAUGCAGUGCUGA
This is a messenger RNA of Chlorella variabilis, 1311 nucleotides long. RefSeq lists its product as hypothetical. Gene Ontology annotation, molecular function: GTPase activator activity; small GTPase binding. The transcript has 2 exons. Lineage: Eukaryota; Viridiplantae; Chlorophyta; Trebouxiophyceae; Chlorellales; Chlorellaceae. The coding region runs from base 1 to 1311 and encodes 436 amino acids. Gene Ontology annotation, cellular component: cytosol; nucleus; perinuclear region of cytoplasm. Gene Ontology annotation, biological process: activation of GTPase activity; nucleocytoplasmic transport. The record is from RefSeq and is a predicted model, not a curated record.